Aphidius gifuensis is the source of this 1232-nucleotide messenger RNA. RefSeq names its product probable G-protein coupled receptor B0563.6. Bases 57 to 1202 code for a protein of 381 amino acids. The transcript is spliced from 5 exons. Gene Ontology annotation, molecular function: G protein-coupled receptor activity. Gene Ontology annotation, cellular component: membrane. The record is from RefSeq and is a predicted model, not a curated record. Lineage: Eukaryota; Metazoa; Arthropoda; Insecta; Hymenoptera; Braconidae. Gene Ontology annotation, biological process: G protein-coupled receptor signaling pathway.
UGAUUUAUUGUGUUUAAUAUUUGUGAUAAUAAUAUUAUUGAAAAAAAAGUGUCAAAAUGAUUGACGUUAAUGCAAGUGAUAUACAUAUUUGUCAAAUUGUUGGUGAUAAUGAGGAUCCAAGAAUACCACCACUGAGACAAAUAAGUUAUGGUAUUGUUAUACCAACAAUAUGUUGUCUUGGAAUUAUUGGAAAUAUUCUUAAUCUUGUCGUAUUAACAAGAAGAAAUAUGCGAGGUACUGCAUACAUUUACAUGAGGGGAUAUUCAGCUGCAGCACUAUUAGCGAUAAUAUUUUUCAUUCCAUUUGCAUUAAGAGUGCUAAUUCACAAAGACACAGGACAAUGGAACAGUUGGCCACCAGCAUUUUAUCAUGCUCAUUUUGAAUUAUUUUUAGGAAAUGCAUGUUUAGGUGUUGGUGUUAUGAUGUUACUUGCACUAACUAUUGAGAGAUAUGUUAGUGUAUGUAGACCAGGAAAAUACACACGACCAUUGUGUGGACCACCACAUUUAACAGUAUCACUUAUACCACUUGCAACUUUUCUCGUAUAUCUACCAAGUGCAUUUCGUGGUGAAAUAACAACAUGCCUUGUUACACCUGGUGGUUCACUCAUUUACCAAAAACGUGAUAAUUUAUCAUUCAUGCAUUCAGUAUUUUAUCAAAUUUAUAAAGUGGUACUUGAAGUUGUUUUCAAAGUUGCACCAACAAUAUUAUUAGCUGCAUUUAAUCUACGUAUAAUGAUAGUUUACAGAAGAUCAUGUGAAAGAAGAAGAAGAAUGACAUUAUCAAGAACAGUCAGUGGUGGUGAUGAAGAUACAAGAACAUUUGCUGAAGAACGUAGAUUAGUUAUGUUACUUGGUAGUACAAGUAUACUAUUUAUUGUUUGUGUAACACCAAUGGUAAUACUAAAUGUCACACUGGCUGAUAGUAAUUUAGUACUAUAUCCAUACCAGGUAUUUCGUGCACUUGCUAAUCUACUAGAGGUCAUUAAUUAUUCAACAACAUUUUACAUUUAUUGUUUAUUUUCGGAAGAUUUUCGUAAUACAUUAAUACGUACAUUACAAUGGCCAUGGGGUAAAUCAUCAAGUGACAGUAGAAGAAUACCAAUUAAAAGAUCAACAAUACCAAGACCAACAACAACAACAACAACACCACCACCAACAACUAUUGCAACACCAGGUCAUCUUGCAAGAGCAAGUGUUUAAUCAACUCAAAAAAUAAAUAAAUAAAUCAAA